GUGGGCUUUUAUAAAAGCACCUGGGUUGGUUUGAUAGAAUCCGACCCGGUUACAGUUUCGAACCACAGCAGUCGUCUUUCUUUGUUUCUCUAACACAGAAAGGAAGAGAGAGCGUUUGUAAGACGAAGGAGAGAAAUGGGUGGAGAAGAAAUAGCGGGCCCACCAGCCCCGAAGGUCCUCCGUCUCCUCUAUUUCGUCGGCGCCGGCUUUAUUUGCACGGUUGGAAUCAACAAGUGGCGCGAGAUGCAGCGCAAGUCCAUGGCUUUACAGCAACACCAGCAGCAGCAGCAGCUCCCCGAAAAUGCCUCAAAUGCCCUUGAGUGAUCUCAGGUUUUUGGUUUUGUGAAAUUCUUGAUGAAUGUGUGUAAAACAAUAACAAUUUGAGUAAUCUGAUUUGAAAUUUUGCAUUAA
Pyrus x bretschneideri (Chinese white pear) is the source of this 411-nucleotide messenger RNA. RefSeq lists its product as uncharacterized. Bases 136 to 324 code for a protein of 62 amino acids. The transcript is spliced from 2 exons. Lineage: Eukaryota; Viridiplantae; Streptophyta; Magnoliopsida; Rosales; Rosaceae. The record is from RefSeq and is a predicted model, not a curated record.